Paramecium sonneborni is the source of this 1586-nucleotide messenger RNA. NCBI's taxonomy places the organism in Eukaryota, Ciliophora, Oligohymenophorea, Peniculida, Parameciidae. The record is from the annotation of a GenBank genome assembly.
AUGGAACAAAUAAUAAUAUAAACUCUGUUGAAAUAUAAUGAAAUAUUUGACGCAAUCUAGUAAGUGUUUUAAUUUCAUAAUUAUAAUUGUAAUGACUAAAAGAAUUUAUUAACGAGGUACUUAGAAACAUAGUAAAAGAAUUAAAAUUGUAUUUAUGUAACAUUAAAUGAAAAUAAUGAUUUCCUUGGGAUAAAUGAAAAGUUUAUGAAAUUUUAAAAAAGUGUGAACUCAAAUGUAGAAAAUCUAUUUGAAUACAAUACAAGUAAAGCAUAAAUACUGAUUAAUUAGCUUAAUUUGAAAAGCUUAUAACAACUGAGAUCUCUAAAAUUGAUAAGGAUUUCAACACCAAGGUUCAUGAAGUUAGGGAGGAUAUAACUUAAUUCAAAAGCAAUGUUGAUUUAACUUAUUAAACUAUCAUUAAUGCAAAAUAAUAAUAAAAAUUUUAAGAACAAACUAUUGAAAAAAUUAACUAAGAGCUAGAUUAUAUAAAACAUAAAUAUGCCUUAAAAUAAAAUUUAGAUGAUAAUUUUGUAAAAUAUAAAUAUUGAUAAUAAGAUCGAAAUUCGAGAUUGUAUUUCGAAUGUAUCUUAAAGCAUCAGCUAUUUAAGAAAUGAUGUACAACUUUUGUUUAAAAAUACAAAAGAAAUGAAAAGCUAAGCAUAAUAAGAGAACAGCCUUAUUAAAGAAUAAUUGUAGAAUCUGGAUAAGUAGAUUUUAUAAAUUGAUGAAUGCUUUAAUUAAUUAGGUUAUUUGUCAAAGAGAAUAGAAAAUUGUAAAUUAGGUAUAUAAUUGAUAGUAACAUGAAGAUAUUACCAAAAUGGAAGAAAAGUUUAAAGUAUUGAUAAACUUGUACUAAGAAUUAGAAUUAAACAAUUCAAAAGUUGUGAAAUUCGAAGUUCAUUCAGCUGUUAAAAAGUUUGAUGAAGAUUCUAUAAGAAUAGGUCUUAUUUAGGAAAAAUAGAGUAAUUAAUUAGAACAAAUUUUUUGUUAAUUGGAAAAUGUACUUAAUUAGAAUAUUGGAAUUAAAGAUAAUUAAUUAUCAAUUUAGGAACAAUUUAAUUAAGAAAUUAAAUCCCUUUAGAAAUAGAUAUCUCGAUAAUAAAAGUAUUUGGAGCAGUUAAAAGAAAAGUAAAUAUUUCAAAUUUAUUAAUCACAGUCUCACAAAAAACACAUAAAGUUCAAACGAUGUACCCUUACAAAUAAAAGGAGUGAAUUCUCAAUUAUAAUAUUAAUGGAAAUAUUUUAAUUAAUGCUUUAAUCUGACAAAAGAUGCUUUAGACAUAAUAUAGGAUUACUGUGAAACACUUUAAGUUCCUUCUAUUAAUUAAGAAAAAGACUUAACAAAUUUAAUCUUGCUAUUAGAUAGAAGAUAAAAUGAACUAAAAAGGAAUCUACAUUAAAAUCCAACACAAUCAUCUAAUUUUCCUUCUAGAACUUUAAUGAGACUUCAAACACCAAAAACUUCAUAGCCACUUGAAAAUUCAGCUAGAAUACAUUCUCUUCAAUAACGAAGAUGCAUAUAUAGCAAAAAUGGAAGCUAAACAAUAAGUGUAGACUCAAAAAGGGAGACAUUAGUUUAAAAUUGA